UACAAUACAUCCUCGCGCUUAGAUUUGACUCAUUUGAAGGGAUUGGGCGAGAUUCUACUAGAGGGGCGUCGGAUGUAAGCAAGGAAUCCGCGUCCCAGGCGGAAAGAGAAAUUAUUACAACAUAGCAAACGGAUGCUGCCAGUUUGUACCAGGUGGUACUAGGAGGACGGGACAGGAUAACAUUGGCAUCCUGUGUCGAUGUAGCUGAGAGAGAAGGAAAACGAGAGGACCUGAGUGAAUAGAUAACAUUUAGUUACGAGUUUUUGCAUACAUCAGACGCACACGCUAUUAUCAUGCAUACGUGAGCGCAAAAUUUUCACAAUUUUCCACAAAGUUAAAAUAACAUUAUCAUUUUUCUCUCGAACGCUGACGUGCGACGAUCUGUUUGCCGCGGACAGCACCGCUUCUCGGAGAGAGAGUGGCAAUCACUUGCAAAAGUCCAUAGUGCUUAUUUCAAGGAUACGAUUCAGUCGGAAAUCUGUCACGCUUUGGAGUGGUUUGCUCUUCAAGAUAAUAAAACGUGAUAAAUCUGUUACUUUAUUAACGUCGUGUUAUGUAUGUGAUUUUUUAGUGUGAUGAAACUUAUGAUGAGUGAAUAGGCUUCUUACUAAACUAUUUUAAACUAUAGUAACGUAAAACUAAAAUAAGUGAAGAUUUUAAAUCAAAGGUGUGAUACUGUUUUGUUUCGAUCGAAUAUGCAAGCCACUGCCUCGCCUCUCCCGUCACCAUCACCGUUGGAUCUACGACCCGUACUCCCUGGAACAAUUAUUUCUUCAACCAUGCAUCCUUCACACGAUACACUACACAGGGUUCAAAGCCCUGUCAGCGCUGUCAACAGUGUGAAUCAGCAGCACAACCACCAUCAGCACCAGCUCCCACAUCAUCAUAAUCAUCAUCAUUCUCACAACAGCCAGCAUCUUCAGAAUAUCCCAAACGGAAAUACUGCUAGCAACAAUAGCACUAUUGCAACCGGAAGCAAUUCCAGCAGUGGCAACACUACAAACGAUAACACCAGCAAUCACCAGGAUGACACCGGUGAUGGGAGCAGCAGUGUAGUUGCCACAAACAAUAGUACCAACGGAACGGGAAGUACAAAGACUUCACGCGCUCAGGCAUUGGUAAAGCCGCCUUACUCGUAUAUUGCACUCAUUACCAUGGCGAUACUGCAGUCGCCGCAAAAGAAACUGACGCUUAGCGGGAUUUGUGACUUUAUUAUGAAUAGAUUUCCCUACUACAAAGACAAAUUCCCCGCAUGGCAAAACUCCAUCCGUCACAAUCUUAGCCUGAAUGAUUGCUUCAUCAAAAUACCUCGCGAGCCCGGCAAUCCCGGUAAGGGGAACUUCUGGACGCUGGAUCCACUGGCCGAGGACAUGUUCGACAACGGAAGUUUCCUCCGACGGCGAAAACGCUACAAACGCACCACCAUUCCGCCCGGAAUGAAUUUUCCGGCGGUGUUCAACCCGUUCGCACCAUUCUGGAUACGGAAACCGGUUCCGGUGAUACCGAUGCAAUUUCCACCGCACGCAAACAUGGCAGGAUUUACCGACGGACUGCCGAUUUCUGCGCGGGGAGAUUUCAUGCUGGACAGUAAAUUAAGCCUAUUCGGAGGGAAAAUCGACGACUUGAAUGCAGCAGUUAUGGAGAACAGUGAGUUCCUGCAACGUAAUGUGGACAGCUUGAAAAUUUCCAGUGCGAUGAACAAAUUUUUUCACGGAUAUAAUAGUGAAGGAGGGGGGCCCAGUAGUUCUUAUGAAAACAGUGUAAAUAGUUUACAGUGCAAUAAUAACAAUAAUAACAAUGGUAGUUCAAUUAUUAGCGAUAGUGUGAGUGGGUACUUUACUAAAACAAACAACAACGUUCCUAUGACAAUCCCCACCGAACGAUAUCAAUUGGGUAUGAGUCGAAUCGAUUCUUCUCCGUCAGCCGUGGGCACUGAAGACAAUACCAGUCCUUACGAAUUAGAUCUUUCAAAUGAUGACAGAAUUGAUGUUGAGAGUGAUGAUGAUUAUCAUUCCAUAGGGAGAGUGUACGAGAUCGAGCAAAAAAAUAAUGAUGACUAUACAAAGCGCAAUGGACAUAGCUCGCCCGUAGAGAAAAAACUGAAUGCCAAAGAUCAUAGAUCUAAUGAAGUUACGAAGGUUCAAAAUGACACCGAAGAUGAUUGCUGUGAAGAUGAUGAUAACUCCGAUAAAAUCAGUAGUGGAUCACAAGAUUUCGCACGUGGCUCCGAUAAAAAACUUUAUAGUUAUGAUAACGCGGGCCAUUUGCUACCAAACGUUCUUGCUGAUAGAUGUCAACCGGCGAAACGCACUAUCGAAGCUGGGGAUGAACUAAACGUAGUCGAUAGCUACGGCGAAACAAAACUGAUUGGAUUUGACUUUGCUAAUCGAAAGCGCAAAUAUGGAAAUACUACGGGAUUCAGCAUAGAAAACCUGAUUGGAUGUAAUGUGGACGACAGAUAAACGGUCGGUGUGCUCCUAGAGGAUGGUAUUUACUUGGUUGAAUUCUACCCACGAAGCCAUAGUGCUGUAAAGUAGAAUAACAUUCUGUAAAUAAUGUACUUAGAAUGUAAUUAUUAUUUGUGAUGGAGUAUAAAAUAUAUCAUUUUAGAAUUUUAAA
Molecule: messenger RNA, 2619 nt
Organism: Wyeomyia smithii (pitcher-plant mosquito)
Lineage: Eukaryota; Metazoa; Arthropoda; Insecta; Diptera; Culicidae
Exons: 2
Coding region: 696-2462 (588 amino acids)
Biological process (GO): cell differentiation; anatomical structure morphogenesis; regulation of transcription by RNA polymerase II
Molecular function (GO): RNA polymerase II cis-regulatory region sequence-specific DNA binding; DNA-binding transcription factor activity, RNA polymerase II-specific
Source: RefSeq, a predicted model, not a curated record